Arachis stenosperma is the source of this 1562-nucleotide messenger RNA. RefSeq lists its product as uncharacterized. The record is from RefSeq and is a predicted model, not a curated record. Bases 176 to 1261 code for a protein of 361 amino acids. Lineage: Eukaryota; Viridiplantae; Streptophyta; Magnoliopsida; Fabales; Fabaceae. The transcript is spliced from 6 exons.
ACCACAGACCACACAGCCUUAUAAAACCCACUUCGAACGCGCUUCGUCGUAUUUUAUUCAUCCAAAAAACCAAACUCAAACACGAAGACUCGUAGCAGAGCAGUUACAACCUCUCAAUCUCAUACAAAAUAACCGUUUGGCUUUGUCAGUGGUGCUCCGAAUUCAAUUCGAUUCCAUGGAAGAACCAAUCAAGGAACAACCCUCUGGUGGUGUUUCUGCGGGGAACUCUGGUUCUCUGAGGCCAAAGCUUCAGCGAUACGCACUGCGUUCCUCUAUCAAAUCCAAGGAACAGAAGCAGCCAGAUGCACUCGAUCGCUCCAACUCUUCUGAAUCUAACACUAAGAGAGGGAGAAUCACUCCCAAUGUGAGUAAAAGUGUUGGUGUUCUGGAUUUCUCUGGGAAGGAAAAGUCCAGUAGUGCCAAACCGCCACGAAGGCAGUCUAUUCCUGCGAAAUCAGUGUCAACUCCGGGCCCAAAGGUGGUUGGCAGCGUCACCCCAAUAUCGGAGACGAGAACAAAGACUCAGAGCAGAAGCCAGACACCCUCUUCUGACAUCUCCAAAACAUCAAGCAGAAUCAAAUUCAAUCUUCUGACCUCGGCUUCAUAUUGGUUAAAUCAGAUCAAGCUCUCUGAAAAUGCUGCCAAGCACUCACUCUCCUUUGGAUUCUUCAAACUGGCCUUGGAGGCAGGAUGUGAACCUUUCCAGCGGAUUCAAGAUGAGCUGAAAUCCUAUGUGCAACGAAAUCAACUUGCUGAUCUUGGAGCAGAAGUGAAGGAAUUGUUUGGAAGCUAUAACAUUGCAGAAAAUCUAGAGCAAUUGCAAUUGCAAUCACAAUCACAGGUCUCCGAGUCUGUGCCAGAUGGACCCAGAUCAUCUGAUGAUGAAGUGAUGGCCACUAGAAAACUGAAACCGAAGUGCUUGGACACUGAUUCUGCUCACCUCACUCCUGUUACUGCAACAGAAUCAACCAAGAAGGAAACUAAUCAAAAGGGCACUUCAGGAUCCCGGUUGAGAGAGAGUCUCAGAAUGUACUCUGCAAAUUCAAAGUCUGCUAACAUCGGAAACCGUAGAUCAGUUCAGAAAUCAGAGAAACAAAGUAAGAACCAAGGUAAAAUAGAGAAGGGUGAUGUGAAGAAAGAUGGAAAGAAAUCUGAUGCUGAAGAAGUUCCUUCAGCUACGGAAGAUAAUAUACUUGGAAACAAAGAAAACAUGGAUGUUGGGGCCAAUGAAGGGGUCAGUUUGACAGAAGAAGUCGUGUAACACAGCUUCUGCUGAACUUUGUCAUUCACAAACUUGAAGUCUGUCUGCAGUGUUCUCUUCUAGAGGUUGCUUUUAGUAGGAAGUGCAGAUGAAAUGGAUUUCUGGUGUUUCAAUGGUUGCAUAUUUCUUCUCAUUUUGAUGUUGGCAUACUUUGUGCUUGUCUCCUAUAUAAUAUAGUUCUCAAACCAAGCUGUGUAGUAAUAGUGAUUUCAUUAUAUUUUGUUAAGGCAAAUAGAUUUCAUGAAAUAUUUGUUUUAUAUGCGUGACCAACUAAGUAAAUAUCUCUUUCACUUUCAUUAUU